AUUUCUCUAUAAAUAACCUCCUCACUCGUCUCUUAAAACUCGCCUUACACCGGUCUGCAAAUUGUAUAACAAGACUCGGACCUUCUCUCUCUACUCUCUCUCCUCUCUUUCUCUCUCUUCUCCAGCUUCUUUGCUCGUCGGGAACUUCUUCGUUCUCCAGCUUGAAAAAUGGCCGCCCCAAUUGACACCUUCCUUUUCACCUCCGAAUCUGUGAACGAGGGACACCCCGACAAGAUGUGCGAUCAGAUCUCUGAUGCAGUCCUUGAUGCUUGCCUUGCGCAAGACCCUGAGAGCAAGGUUGCUUGUGAGACUUGCACAAAGACCAACUUGGUCAUGGUCUUUGGUGAGAUCACCACCAAGGGGAACGUAGACUAUGAGAAGAUUGUCCGACAGACUUGCCGCGAUAUCGGAUUUGUAUCCGCUGACGUGGGUCUUGAUGCUGACAACUGCAAGGUCUUGGUUUACAUUGAGCAGCAGAGUCCUGACAUUGCCCAGGGUGUCCACGGUCAUCUUACCAAGCGUCCUGAGGAGAUCGGUGCUGGUGACCAGGGUCACAUGUUUGGCUAUGCCACUGAUGAGACCCCAGAAUUGAUGCCCCUCAGCCAUGUCCUCGCCACCAAGCUUGGUGCCCGCCUCACUGAGGUUCGCAAGAACGGUACCUGCCCAUGGUUGAGGCCUGAUGGCAAGACCCAAGUCACUGUUGAGUACUACAACGACAACGGUGCCAUGGUUCCCAUUCGUGUCCACACCGUCCUCAUCUCAACUCAGCACGAUGAGACUGUUACCAACGAUGAGAUUGCAGCUGACUUGAAGGAGCACGUGAUCAAGCCUGUGAUCCCUGAGAAGUACCUUGAUGAGAAGACCAUCUUCCACCUUAACCCAUCUGGCCGUUUCGUCAUUGGUGGACCUCACGGUGAUGCUGGUCUUACUGGUCGUAAGAUCAUCAUCGACACCUACGGAGGUUGGGGUGCUCACGGUGGUGGUGCCUUCUCCGGAAAGGACCCAACCAAGGUUGACAGGAGUGGUGCUUACAUUGCUAGGCAGGCAGCCAAGAGCAUUGUUGCCAGUGGCCUUGCUCGCCGCUGCAUUGUCCAGAUCUCUUACGCCAUUGGUGUCCCAGAGCCUUUGUCCGUCUUCGUUGACACCUACGGAACUGGAAAGAUCCCUGACAAGGAUAUCCUCAAAAUUGUUAAGGAGACCUUCGACUUCAGGCCCGGUAUGAUCGCCAUCAACCUUGACCUUCUCAAGGGUGGCAGCAGGUACUUGAAGACCGCUGCUUACGGGCACUUCGGUAGGGAUGACCCAGACUUCACAUGGGAGGUUGUGAAGCCCCUCAAGUGGGACAAGCCCCAAGCUUAAGUCAGAGAAAGAGUGAAGUCGGAAUUCAUUGAUUAAUAUUUUUGAUCAAUAAAGCAAGUGCCCGGAUCUCCUCCACAGGCUGCAGCUGCUCUCUAACCAAAUGAAAUGUAUGAUGCUUUUUAGUAGUAUGAUGGGUUACACUUGUGUCCUUGCUUUCCCUUUUUUAUAUUUUCUUUGUUUGGGGUGAGUUGGUUACUUGUGGAAGAGUUAGAUAUUAUGGGUAUUGGGAGUUUUUGUUGGUAGUAGAAGUUGCAGCAUUUGUUAGUAAAGGAGUUGCUGCUUAUAUGUAUGAUGUUUGAUAGAUGCAAGUAAAGGAUCAGCUGCUGCGCAGCAUCCCAAAAUGUAAUUCGUGCUCGUUCACAGUAAUCAUAUAUUUGAGUUGCAUAAUAUUUAUUUGC
Molecule: messenger RNA, 1757 nt
Organism: Beta vulgaris subsp. vulgaris (sugar beet)
Lineage: Eukaryota; Viridiplantae; Streptophyta; Magnoliopsida; Caryophyllales; Amaranthaceae
Product: S-adenosylmethionine synthase 1
Exons: 2
Coding region: 169-1359 (396 amino acids)
Biological process (GO): S-adenosylmethionine biosynthetic process
Cellular component (GO): cytosol
Molecular function (GO): methionine adenosyltransferase activity; ATP binding
Source: RefSeq, a predicted model, not a curated record